Daphnia pulex (common water flea) is the source of this 950-nucleotide messenger RNA. RefSeq names its product AP-1 complex subunit sigma-2-like (gene AP-1sigma). Gene Ontology annotation, biological process: vesicle-mediated transport; intracellular protein transport. NCBI's taxonomy places the organism in Eukaryota, Metazoa, Arthropoda, Branchiopoda, Diplostraca, Daphniidae. Gene Ontology annotation, molecular function: clathrin-cargo adaptor activity. The transcript has 6 exons. Gene Ontology annotation, cellular component: intracellular membrane-bounded organelle; membrane coat; AP-1 adaptor complex. The coding region runs from base 155 to 628 and encodes 157 amino acids. The record is from RefSeq and is a predicted model, not a curated record.
AACGUUGUCUCACAUUAUGACACGAAGUUGGGUGUGAAGUGGUGUGAAGAAGAAGGCGAAGUUUUCAUUUCGAUCAGUUUUGUCAGACAUGGUAAUAUAAGGUUUAGCAGAACACUUGCUUCUGAUAUCACAGUUAAUAACUCGUUACAACAAAAUGAUGCAAUUCAUGCUUCUAUUUAGCCGUCAAGGAAAGCUUCGCCUACAGAAAUGGUAUUCGGCCCAGCCUGACAAAGCAAAGAAAAAGAUUACUAGAGAUCUUGUUGCUACUAUUUUAACCCGAAAACCGAAGAUGUGCAGCUUUCUUGAGUGGAGAGAGUUGAAAAUUGUCUACAAACGGUAUGCUAGUCUAUACUUUUGCUGUGCUAUAGAGCAAUCUGAUAAUGAAUUACUCACCCUAGAAAUCAUUCAUCGCUAUGUUGAAUUGCUUGAUAAAUAUUUCGGAAGUGUCUGUGAGUUGGACAUCAUCUUCAAUUUUGAAAAAGCCUACUUCAUGUUGGAUGAGCUGAUGCUGGGUGGAGAAGUGCAGGAGACCUCAAAAAAGAAUGUUCUGAAGGCAAUAGCUGCCCAGGAUUUAUUGCAAGAGGAAGAAACUCCACAAGGAUUUUUUGAAGACCACGGACUCGGCUAAAGACUUAAAAAAAAAUCCAAUCUUCACCCUGUAAUGAGAUACGAGCUCUGCGAUCACCCAUUCCCAUCCAAAAGAUUGCAGCUAUCCAUGUCGUCGAGCAACAACUUUCCUCCAUUAAACUAAUAAAGCUCAUUUGUCAGAAACGCCAUUUAUGUCAUUUUGUAAAAUCUUGUUUGUUCUAACAAAUUGAAGUAUCUAAUAACCUUUGUUAGAUUUUCUAAACAGAGCCAAGCAACUUAACAUUCCAUUGCGUUCGAUUUUCUGUCUAUAUAUUUGUUUGCUUGCGCUAGCAUACUACUCAAUACACAUAGAUAGCCAAUCA